Bicyclus anynana (squinting bush brown) is the source of this 5197-nucleotide messenger RNA. RefSeq lists its product as uncharacterized. The transcript is spliced from 9 exons. Gene Ontology annotation, cellular component: nucleus; cytosol. NCBI's taxonomy places the organism in Eukaryota, Metazoa, Arthropoda, Insecta, Lepidoptera, Nymphalidae. Gene Ontology annotation, biological process: autophagosome assembly; Golgi organization; nuclear membrane reassembly. Gene Ontology annotation, molecular function: ubiquitin binding. Bases 172 to 2583 code for a protein of 803 amino acids. The record is from RefSeq and is a predicted model, not a curated record.
UUCAUUUCAGUUUCAAAUACCUACAAAAGCUAAGCAAUAAGCGAGUGCCUGCUUAAUUCCCGAACAUUUUGUUAUUAAUUUCAUCUAAAACUAAUAUACCAACUAACAUUAUCAUUCUGUAAACUCUUGUAUUGAAACUACAUACAGAAGUUUAGCGUUAGUAAGUGGGAAAUGUCUUCGAACAAGGAAAAUAUUUUGCGUCAAUUUUGUGAUGUUACCGGCGCAGACGACAACCGCAGUAAAUUCUUCUUAGAAUCCUCUAAUUGGCAGCUCGAUGUAGCAUUAUCAAGCUUCUAUGAGCAUGGCGGUAAUAUAGAGGAGGCAGCAAACACACAGCCAGCCGCGGCCGCUGUGCCCCAGCUGUCAGACAGUGACAUGGAGUCCCCACCAAGAUCUCCGACGCAACCUCAAAAGAAAGACAAAAAGAAACCCGCCAACCCACACUUUGCCACUUUGGACUCACUGCAGCAAGAAAGUUCUAGUGAAGAUGAAGGUGAAGCAUUCUAUGCAGGAGGAUCAGAAAGGUCGGGACAGCAGAUAUUGGGACCAGGGAAGGGAAGGAAGGACAUUGUUACAGAGAUGUUCAAGAGUGUUAGAGAACGCGGCGCUGUGGUGUUCGAUGAAGAGCCAUCGACGGCGAGCCGUGGCCGCGGCGGAGUGUUCAGCGGAGUGGGAUACAGAUUAGGUCAAACGGCAGAUGACCAUGAACAAGUUACUCCUGGAAGAACUGCUGGACAACAGGACAAUCAGCCGCGCUCAGUUCGCCUGCAGCUGUACCGCGAGGGCUUCUCCGUGGACGGCGGCCCGCUGCGCCAGUACGCCGACCCCGACAACGCGGAGUUCCUCAGCUGCAUACGCCGAGGGUACACACACGUUACAGAUGACACAUUCACACUGUACAAUCUGCCGCGCUCAGUUCGCCUGCAGCUGUACCGCGAGGGCUUCUCCGUGGACGGCGGCCCGCUGCGCCAGUACGCCGACCCCGACAACGCGGAGUUCCUCAGCUGCAUACGCCGAGGGUACACACACGUUACAGAUGACACAUUCACACUGUACAAUCUGCCGCGCUCAGUUCGACUGCAGCUGUACCGCGAGGGCUUCUCCGUGGACGGCGGCCCGCUGCGCCAGUACGCCGACCCCGACAACGCGGAGUUCCUCAGCUGCAUACGCCGAGGGUACACACACGUUACAGAUGACACAUUCACACUGUACAAUCUGCCGCGCUCAGUUCGCCUGCAGCUGUACCGCGAGGGCUUCUCCGUGGACGGCGGCCCGCUGCGCCAGUACGCCGACCCCGACAACGCGGAGUUCCUCAGCUGCAUACGCCGAGGGUACACACACGUUACAGAUGACACAUUCACACUGUACAAUCUGCCGGGCUCAGUUCGCCUGCAGCUGUACCGCGAGGGCUUCUCCGUGGACGGCGGCCCGCUGCGCCAGUACGCCGACCCCGACAACGCGGAGUUCCUCAGCUGCAUACGCCGAGGGUACACACACGUUACAGAUGACACAUUCACACUGUACAAUCUGCCGCGCUCAGUUCGCCUGCAGCUGUACCGCGAGGGCUUCUCCGUGGACGGCGGCCCGCUGCGCCAGUACGCCGACCCCGACAACGCGGAGUUCCUCAGCUGCAUACGCCGAGGGUACACACACGUUACAGAUGACACAUUCACACUGUACAAUCUGCCGCGCUCAGUUCGCCUGCAGCUGUACCGCGAGGGCUUCUCCGUGGACGGCGGCCCGCUGCGCCAGUACGCCGACCCCGACAACGCGGAGUUCCUCAGCUGCAUACGCCGAGGGUACACACACGUUACAGAUGACACAUUCACACUGUACAAUCUGCCGGGCUCUGUUCGCCUGCAGCUGUACCGCGAGGGCUUCUCCGUGGACGGCGGCCCGCUGCGCCAGUACGCCGACCCCGACAACGCGGAGUUCCUCAGCUGCAUACGCCGAGGGUACACACACGUUACAGAUGACACAUUCACACUGUACAAUCUGCCGCGCUCAGUUCGCCUGCAGCUGUACCGCGAGGGCUUCUCCGUGGACGGCGGCCCGCUGCGCCAGUACGCCGACCCCGACAACGCGGAGUUCCUCAGCUGCAUACGCCGAGGCGAGAUCCCAGACGAGUUAUCGGGUCGGGGCGAAGUCCGGCUGAGCCUGGAGGACCGGCGGCACGAGGACUGCACGCGCGCCGUCGCGCCGAGACAGGCCUUCUCCGGCAAGGGACACUUGCUAGGCAGCCCGACUCCGGCGACGGUGGGCCAGACAAUCGCGGUGGCGGCAACUUCCGACGAUCGCGCCGCCAACCAGCGCGCCGCGCAGGACGCUGUCGCGCUGGACGAGAGCAGCCCCGUCACCACUGUGCAGUUCCGACUGUCAGACGGCACCCGCCUCACGGGCAGAUUCAACCACUCGCACACAGUGGACGACCUCAUCCAGUACGUGACGCGAGCUGAGCCCGCCUACCAGCUGCAGACCUUCGCGCUGUUCACCACCUUCCCCAGCACCGAGCUGACGGACCGCGGCGCGACCCUGGCGCAGGCCAACCUGCUCAACACCACGGUGUUGCAGCGGCUCAAGUAGACGUACAAGGGACAACACUCAUCUAUCGCCUUGCACGCGGACCCGAAACGUAUCGCCUCGCCGUCUUACAGCUCGCUGGCCGCGCACUUAUGUUUGGGGUCGUAUGUCGUAUUGUCAGAGAGCGGGUGGACAUUUUUGGGCAGUCGCAUGGAGUUAAGUUGAAAACUUGUCCUGUACUUCUCAUAAGCUACUCUCAAACACAGAACUGGAGAUAUUGCUGGGGAGUAAAAAUUAAUCAAACGGCUCAUAUUUGGUAUAUUUUAAGUUAAUGUUAUUGCCUGGCAAAGUCAAAAGCCCGACUAAAUAAUCUGGACUAUUUAUUUAUUUUCUUUAUUAUUUCAAUGUUUAAUUAUUUUAAGGUACAAAAAUUACAGAUUGCUCAAGGGCAUGGUAUACAAAAAAAAAAUUGCAAUUACUCCGAAUAACACAGGUCUGUGUGUGGCAGCAUAGGAGAGGUACAGGACAAGCUUUCAACUUCCCUCAAAUACUUCUCUUCUUCUUCUUCUUGCCCAAAAAUCUACCUCAUCUCGGACUACGUAAGGCCAUCGGCACGCCAUAAGCUCGUCCAAAGGCGAGGCGUUUCUUUUACUUAUACUAUUACUGUGCAUUGAAGUAUGGAAUUUCGAGGCGAUAAGGAGCGAGUACGUAUUCGAGGCGUUAUAGUGAGUUUUUAACCUAAGGGACCCCGUGUAUGGUCAAACUUUACGUCAAAUCAAUCGUGUUUGUCAAACAUUCUGAUUGUCUGUGACCUUUUGUUUAAUAAAAUAGUCAAGUUUGACAAAAAUGCUAGAUCGUUGACGCUCGCCCUGAUACAAUCAUUGUUAAUGCAUACAUUAGCAUUUAUUACAUAUUGCGAAUAAAAUGCGGCUGUUGAAAGAGUGAGUCCUGACAGGUCGUACCGUGACAUUACACUGUAUAUUUAGGCCGGCCACAUGCACUCGUUUUCCGCAUUCGUUUUCCGAAUCCGUUUUCCGAAUCCGUUUUCCGUGUUCAGAAAACCGAAUGCAUGAAAUCAAUUUAUAAUUUGAUUUGAUUUGAUGACCGCAUAUGAACGUUUUUUUUUUGUGAACAAAUUCCGCGCAUGCUAAUGCAAACCAUUGCGACAUACAUUCUGUAUGAUAAAAAACGUAAUCUCACGGAAUUCCAAAUCGAAAUUACACAUUAGGAAAACGAAUGUAGGCGGCCGACCUUAGAUUCAGUGCUUUGUAGUAACACACAUUAAAUAGUUCCUCGCUCAUGGUUACAUAUACUCACAUUCAAAUAAUUUUCUUGAUUAAAACUUGAAAAUGUAUAAAUAAUAUACAAUGUGCAAUAGGGUAGUUGACUCAUACAAAAUUUAAUAUAAACAAUAUUAAUUUCGCAUAGUACAAUAUAACAUAAUAAGGGUCCGAAAUAUAUCAAUAUGAAUUAAUAAAAGUUAAGGACUUCCUAUAAAACUUAAAUUAAGAUUAAUGUAUUUUCAAAAUUUUCUAAACGUCAAAAACGCUGUCGUCCAUUUUGUCACGUCACAAUGUUACUUGAUUUAAAAACGUCCAACUAAUCGUUAACUAAUAUGUUUUGUGAAACGCUCCGUUUGGCAAAAAUAUUAACAACAUAAUAUUUGACAUUACAAUCAUGAAUCAGUUGAAAUAUAGACCAUCAUGGCCGACAGGCGUUUUGGUUCGUAUUGUCAAAAACAUAUUUAAAAACUAAAAUAUUCAUGUAAUCACGUCUCAAAAAAAUAUCAAAAACAAUUUUUCAAACUAUAAUGAACUAUUGAAGACCAUUUUAAAAAAAGUGUCAACUAGCCUAUUUCUCACCAAUUGUCAUGGCACAGCCGAGUUGCGGUAAUAAAUGAUUGUUUAUUUGUCCUUACUUGUGAAUAUCAUAUUGUUGAAAACAACAAUGUCUCAAAUGUUUUUUUAUAAACUGCACUGUUAUAGCAAUUGUUUUGUUGUUGUCUAACUGCAUACGUCACUACGGAGUUCUUUCAGCGGCAGCGCCUGGCUAUUGAAAUAAACCAAUCUUUAUAAAGAUAAAAGUCUUUGUUUUUCUCUUUUGUAUCCUGUUCUGUUUCAAACAUAUCAAAGGGAAAAGUUAAAAUAUAUUUUCCUCACUUAAAUCGAAACUAUUGAGUAACAGCAAUAAUUCAAUUUAAACACAAUGAGAAUAUAUCAUCGCAAAUAUGCAUCUAAUAUUACUGAUAUAUAUUACAAUUUAGUUUUAAACGUCUGUUGUAUUGAAAAAAAAACAUUAAUUUUAUAUGCGGUAGUUAAAAUUGGCUAUAUGACAAUAUUAUAGUAGAUACCAGUAUUUUAUAAGAAAGCAAGCUAAUUUUUAAUACUUUUUCGUUAAUCACAAUUUAUAAAGCUGUUUAUUAUAAGACUACAAAAGCUUCAUUUGAUAGAAAAAAGACAAUAGAUGUUUACAUACAAUAGUUAUUAAAUAAUUUAUUUAUUUAAUAAUGAAAAAGUAAAUUUUGAAUAUUUUACAUUUUAUUUUGUUUCCAAUGGCAACGAAAACUAUUUGAUUUUGUGUAUUUCGUAUUCUAUAGAAUGGAGUAAGAAUUCUUAAGUUACAGUCGUUGGGAGACAUUAAGUUGUGCAAAUAUAUUAAAAAUUUCUUUAAAAAAAUA